AUGGACGAGGGCUUCCGCGCGAUGGGCGUGGGAGGCUCGCGCGAGGCGGACGAAGAUGGCGUCGACGACGAAACCGUUCAUCAUCGCGCCGCUCCCUCAAGCGGCGCGCUUCUUCGCGGCGAGUCCGCGGCGCCGACCGCGAGCUCCUUCGCCGCGUCCCGCCCGGCGUCCGUCCUCGCCGCGAACUGGUUCGAAUCCCCGGUGAGCCAGCAGGGGACGGUGACGAGGCUGAGCGACCGACCGCUCGUGUGCGCCGACGUCGACGCGCUCGGCGCCAAGGCGUACGUCGGAGGUGAGGUUUCCAUGACCGCCGCCGAGACUGCUUCCCGCACCGACCACGCCGUGUACGAAGUCGACGUGAAGACGUGUAAAAAGUUACGCACUCUGUACACGAAGACGCACGGGCACAAGGAGUGGGUCACAAAAGUGCGAUGUCUCCCGGACGGCCGCGUGUUAUCGUCCGGGAUGGACUCGCUGAUUUGUCUGUGGGACGCGCGAGGGACGAGGUGCAGCGCGUUGGAAGGGCACAACGGGUCAGGCGCGUUCUAUACACUGGUUCCCAUACGAUCGCGUUGGCGUGGUGGACGCCGAUCCUUAAGGACUUUUGCCGGCGUGUCUCUCCGCCUACCCCUCGCUUUCAAUCCCCGACCUCGAUGCCUUUCAACUCCGCUUCUGACGCCUUUCAACUCCACCCUGACGUCGCUUUGUAUGGAACGACCCUCAGUGUCCGACGUCGCCGUCGGCGCGAGCGGCCUCACCGCGGUCAGCGCGGGGUACGACAAGACGUUGAAACUGUGGAAUCUCGCGCCGAAAGGGUUCACCGCGCGGAGCGAUCGGUGCGUCGGGACGUUGCACGGGCACAAAGCGCCGGUGACGACGCUCGCGUGGGGCGAACGACGCGUAGCGAAGAACGCUGAGGAAAAAAAAGACCAAGACGACGCGUCCGGCGGCUUGGGCAGCGGCGACCGCGACGGCGUCGUCAUGCUCUGGGACGCGGGCUCCGGCGCCGCGGUCGGACGGCGAGGCGGGCACAGAGGGCACGUCACGUCGCUGGCGUGGAUAGACGGCGGCGGCGGCGGCGGCGGCGCGGUCCUACUCAGCGGCGGUCAAGACGGAAAAGUGCACGCGUGGGACCCUCGCGUCGGCGGGACGUCGCCCGUCGCGUCCGUCGCCGCGCACGUCCAGAAAGCCGGCGCCGGCGCGGUCGGCGACAUCGUUCAGACCGUCUCCGGGGCGGUCGUCACCGCGGGCGCGGACGGUCACGUCGCGGUGAUCGACCCGAGGGCCGGGUUCGCGGCGAGAGGGAAAGUCGCGUGCGGCGAUUUCGUCUACUCGCUCGCGGCGAUCGGGCCGCUGGCGUUGGCGGGGACGGGCUCGGGGGGGAUCCACGUCAUCGAUAUCGACGUAACGGACGAACCUAAGACGUUAUAUGGUCUCGGCGCGAACGAAGCCGCGGUGCGAUGCGUGCACGCGAGCGAGGACGGGCUGUUCGCGGCGGGGGACGACGGCACGUGCAUCUCUUACGCGUUUUGA
This is a messenger RNA of Micromonas pusilla CCMP1545, 1533 nucleotides long. RefSeq lists its product as uncharacterized. Gene Ontology annotation, biological process: ribosomal large subunit assembly. NCBI's taxonomy places the organism in Eukaryota, Viridiplantae, Chlorophyta, Mamiellophyceae, Mamiellales, Mamiellaceae. Gene Ontology annotation, molecular function: protein binding. Gene Ontology annotation, cellular component: nucleolus. The record is from RefSeq and is a predicted model, not a curated record. The coding region runs from base 1 to 1533 and encodes 510 amino acids. The transcript is spliced from 3 exons.